This is a messenger RNA of Lichtheimia ornata, 1710 nucleotides long. RefSeq lists its product as uncharacterized. Gene Ontology annotation, molecular function: FAD binding. NCBI's taxonomy places the organism in Eukaryota, Fungi, Mucoromycota, Mucoromycetes, Mucorales, Lichtheimiaceae. The record is from RefSeq and is a predicted model, not a curated record. The transcript has 6 exons. The coding region runs from base 1 to 1710 and encodes 569 amino acids.
AUGACUACGGAUGAAGAACAAAACACCAAGACACGCGUUGACAUUGUUAUUGUUGGAGGGGGCCCUGUUGGAUUGCUUGCAGCCAACCUUGCCGUCAAGUAUGGUUUAUCGGUGCGCAUAGUGGACAUUGAAUUUGAGCCACAACAUUGGGGACGUGGUGAUUGGGUUCAUGGUCGUACCCUUGAGCUACUUGACCACAGUGGUUUGGCCGCCGAUUUGUUAGCUACGGGUGUACGCGUGGAAGCAUUUUCACAUCAUCAUCAGCAAGUGUCAACAAGCAUAGCCUAUGCACCUGAACAUGUGGUUUCGAAAUACAAACAUGUUUUAUGUGUGGGACAACACAUCACUGAAUCCAGUCUACAACAUACACUCUCUGAACAUGAUGUACAAGUUGAAAGGCCUUGGACUGUCAGCCAAUUCCAAAAGGAUGGGGCAGAUUCGGAAUAUCCACUCUCAGUGACUCUCAAGCACAUGUUGGAUAAUAGCACUAUCGACAUCCGUGCAAAGUACUUGUUCGGGUGUGAUGGAGCCCACAGCGAAAUACGAAAGCAGCUCGAUAUUGCUUAUGAGGGAGAGUCCAGCAAAAAGAACCAUGGCGUGCUUGAUGCUCUGGUCCAAACCAGCUUUCAUGAUAGAAAGAGUAUUAGUUUCAUCAAAGGACCUUUUGGCACCCAUGCAUGUAUGUUCCCAAGGGAGAAUAAUCUUGUACGUGUGAUGGUGCAGUUAUCGGAUGAAGGUGAUCGCAACCAGAUCCAUUUGGAGACAGUGCAACAUGAAGCAAGAAGGGCCUUGUUACCUCACCGCGUGGAGUUCAUAGGGACGAUGUGGUGGACUAUUUACCGUGUCGGUCAACAUGUUGCUACGCACUAUACAAGUUCCCAAGAGGAUCCACGUAUCUUUCUCUGUGGAGACGCAUGCCAUUCUCAAAGCCCUACGCUUGGACAAGGUCUCAAUACCGGAUUUGGCGAUGUAUUCAAUCUGGUGUGGAAGAUAGCGAUGGUCGAAUCAGGACAUGCCAAGUCAACAUUGCUCAACACAUAUGAAAAUGAACGACGUCCAGUGGCAGAGCAAGUGAUUGCAUUGGACAAGCAGAUUGUGCAAGCGGCCGAGUCAAAAGAACAAGAGAAUUUGGAGGCUCUUUUACGACAACACCAACUCUUCAUAUCCGGAUUUGGUAUCAGCUAUGGUCAUGGUGAUAAUGGCGUGAUGAUUCAAACUGGCGACCGUGCACCUGAUUUCAAGGUAGUCCAUUAUGCAACGGGUGCCAAGGUGCGAUUAUACGAUGUGUGGCGACAACAAGUACAAAGCAGCAGCAGUAUGAUGGGAGGAGGAUGGGGAUUUCAUUUGCUCGUAUUGGCACAUGAUAUCACUCAAUCGAUGGAUGCUGUUAUCAAGGGACUCAAGGAUUUUACGGUACCAUCAUGGAUGCAUGUGCAUAUCAUUACAACUACUGUACAAAAAGGUGUUAUUGAAAAGCAAUUAUCACAACAUCAGCAGCAACAGGAUGUUGAGGGUGGUAUUGUCAUUGAUCCACAAUGGGUGUACAUGGACAAGAUCAAUCAGGCGCAAUGUCAUCAUGGCUUGAUUCAAGAUUACAACAGCAACAACAACAACAACAAGAAUGAUCCAGUGGCAAUCGUGGUACGACCUGAUUUGCAUAUCGGUUGGAUAGGCGAUUUCUCCAAGCUGUCUUUGGGAUUCAUUGCUUAA